Purpureocillium takamizusanense is the source of this 1545-nucleotide messenger RNA. Its product is annotated as Acetylornithine deacetylase. The coding region runs from base 1 to 1422 and encodes 473 amino acids. The record is from RefSeq and is a predicted model, not a curated record. Gene Ontology annotation, molecular function: hydrolase activity. The transcript is spliced from 2 exons. NCBI's taxonomy places the organism in Eukaryota, Fungi, Ascomycota, Sordariomycetes, Hypocreales, Ophiocordycipitaceae.
AUGCGGGUCACAACGCUCUCGCCCGCCGCGUUGCUGCUGACGCUGCUGCCAUUAACCGUCGCCGCCGGGCAACAGCAGCAGCAGCCGCUGCAGUCCCAACUUCGGCCCUCCUCCUCAUCCUCACAGCAUCAGCAGCAGCAGUAUCACCACCAACCACUCGACGCCGCCGCCACCGCCACCAGCACCAAGGACAGCACCCCGCCGCCGUACAGAGACGCGCUGCUCAGCCUGCACAAGUCGCUCGUCUCCAUCGAGUCCAUCACGGGCAACGAGAACGGCGUCGGCCGCUGGCUCGUCGACUACCUCGUCGCGCGUGGCUACACCGCCGAGCUGCAGUUUGUGGCGCCCGGGGGUGGUGAUGACGGCAACGAAAAGGAGCGCUUCAACAUCGUCGCCUGGCCGCCCGCGGAGGAGGGGAGUGAUCGCCAUGAGGAGGAGAGGGGGGAGAAGUUGGGAAAGCGUGCCGUUGUGCGCGCGGAUCCCAAGGUCGUCUUGACGAGUCACAUCGACGUCGUGCCGCCAUACAUUCCCUACUCCAUCUCCGACGAGGGCGACGCCAUCACCUCGCGCACCAUGAUCAAGGGCCGCGGCUCCGUCGACGCCAAGGCCUCUGUCGCGGCCAUGAUUACCGCCAUCGACGACCUCCUCGCCCGUCCUUCCACCUCUUCCUCUUCUACUUCGUCUUCCUCUGUUCGCAACGACGUCAUGCUCCUCUUCGUCGUCGACGAAGAGGUCGCCGGCGCCGGGAUGCGCGCCUUCUCCGACUCCCUCGCGCGCAUGCACCCGCCCCCGCGGCCCUUCUCCGCCGUCAUCUUCGGCGAGCCGACCGAGAACAAGCUCGCCUGCGGCCACAAGGGCGCCCUGUUCUGCGACAUCACCGCCCGCGGCGUCGCCGCCCACAGCGGGUACCCCUGGCUCGGCAAGUCGGCCAACGAGCUCGUCGUGCGCGCCCUCGCCCGCGUCCUCGACGCAGACCUCGGCAGCUCGGACCUGUUUGGCAACACGACCGUCAACGUCGGCCUCUUGCAGGGCGGCGUCGCGGGCAAUGUGAUUCCCGAGCGGGCGUUGGUCAAGAUUGGCGUGCGCGUCGCGGUUGGCCCGCAGGAGGGGGGCGCUAAGCACGUCGAGGAGAAGAUUCGGCGCAUCCUCGAUGACGUUGAUGACGAGGCCUUUGGGUUCACGUGCAGUCAGGGAUACGGUUCCGUCGAGUGCGACUGCGACGUGCCCGACUUUGACACCAUCACCGUCAACUACGGCACCGACGUGCCCAACUUGGCGGGCAACCACACGCGCUACCUCUACGGCCCCGGCGACAUCCUCGUCGCCCACGGCGCGCGCGAGAACCUGACGGUCGGCGUCCUCGAGGAGUCAGUCGAGGGGUACAAGAAGCUCAUCCUGCACGCGCUGGACCGCGCGCAAUGAGCCGUGUAAAGACGUACACUCCAAUUCUGUAGUCUAUCAUGUUGAAUUAACGUGGUAUCAUGGUUGAACGUUGCGUGUCGUCGCAUCAAGGUCAUAAAGUGCCGGGAGCCCCCGUGUCCGCCC